Molecule: messenger RNA, 1496 nt
Organism: Pararge aegeria (speckled wood butterfly)
Lineage: Eukaryota; Metazoa; Arthropoda; Insecta; Lepidoptera; Nymphalidae
Gene: Uros1
Product: uroporphyrinogen-III synthase-like
Exons: 2
Coding region: 154-906 (250 amino acids)
Biological process (GO): uroporphyrinogen III biosynthetic process
Molecular function (GO): uroporphyrinogen-III synthase activity
Source: RefSeq, a predicted model, not a curated record
GUCAUAUGUCAUUCGAUACAUCAAAAUAAAAUUUCUCAUACCUAUUUGUAAUGCUUGACCAAAUUAUCAAAACGGUCAACACAAUUAUGUAUUAGUGGUCAGUGAAACAAAGAACACACGAUUUAUGUUUAUUCCGGUGUACAUUUAUAAAUCAUGAAGAAAGUCGUGCUGUUCAAAAGUGUGUCCGAGGACUACGAAACUGCUUUUCGUAACCACAAUUAUGAGACAAUAUUCGUGGAGCCGCUGCAGUUCGAACACUUGAACUUGCAGCAGCUCAGGUACAGGCUGCAGGAUAACUCGUACGACGGGAUAGUUCUCACGAGUCCCCGAGCCAUUGAAGCAGUUUCAAAGUGCUGGGCACCGUCAAAGUUCGUGCUGUGGAAUGCGAAGAAGAUAUACACGGUCGGGGAGGCGAGUACGCACAAAAUAAAAUUAUUGCUAGGUCUAGAAGCCCUCGGUGGCGCCACGGGCAACGCGGAAAACUUAGCAACUCUCAUUGCUAGAGAAAAUAGUGAAGGAACAAAAUUUCUUUUUCCUUGUGGUAAUUUAAGAUCAGAAAUUUUACCUAACAUUUUACACUCCAAACAAAUAACAGUUGAUGCGAUCACAGUGUAUGAAACAAAAGAGAACGAAAAUCUAAGAACAAAUCUUCAAGAACUGAAUGACACAGUAAACCCUUGCUGUCUUGUAUUCUUCAGUCCAUCUGGUUGUGAGUACAUUUAUCGGCAGCUUCAAACUUUCAACAACAAACUGACAAAUGUGCCACACUUUGCUAUAGGCAACUCAACUGCUCAUAAAAUUGAAAAUCUUGGUGUGGAGAUAGCUGGAGUGGCAGCUAAACCCAAAGCUGAAAGUGUAAUAGAAUCAGUGCAGCAAUACUUUCGGACUACUGAGAAGUGCAGCUAAUGUAAGACAGCCCACGUUAGGUGUAGAUCUGACACUUGCUCGUCUGUCGAAUCAUGUGGUUCAUGUGGAGAUGACCAGUAAGCAACCUGUCAGGAGCACACCAUAAUAUGACAAACAAUGUUACAAGACACACUAGUUGUUGACUCUCUGUGCCAAAUUGUAGAAAACAUCACCAUAAAAUCAGAGAUUAGGAACAAACCAUUGAGAUAAUAAUGUGUUAAUGUCAGAAUUACAUUCUAUAUAGCAGACAACUCAGGAACAUGUUGUUCCACCGCCAACAAAGACACUAGCUAUUUUGACAUUGUUUUAAUUGUUCAUCCAGAGUGUUCUGGUUUGUUAACAUAUUCAACAUGCCAAUUUUAGAUAUGAAUGUCAAUUCUGACAGAUUUGAUUACACAAAAAUUUGUUGUUGUUAUACAUAUUACAAAAGGCAAUGUAAUGCAUAUUCGUUCAUUUUACACAUUCCCAAACUGUUAAAGUGUUAUUGAUAGUAAGACAAAUAUUACCUACAUAAUAUGCUGUAAAAUAUCUUGAUAAUUCAGUAACAUUAUAGUGUUUUAUCAUUUUAUUUAACUUUUAAAUUAAUUGAU